AACCCUCUGAGAUCCUCUACAAACACAGACAAGUAUUACUCGGCUGGCAUUCCUUCAGUUCUUUGUUAUAGUCCUGAACAACUUUGAGGGAUUUUGGGUCCGGAUUGUAGAAACAUGGCUGUGUUUUUGUUUAUCGUGUUGGUCAGUGCCGGAGUCUUGCUGGCCACAUCUGGGGCUCAGGAUGACUUUGGCAAACUUUCAGAUGACUACAAGAAAGGAGUCGAACUCGCUGUCCAAGAAAUCAACUCACAUCCUGGAGCCCAGAGCCAUUUUCUCUUCUUUAAAAGUCUGGAGAAGUCUGACAUUGAUGGUGGGUUUGGUGUGAAUUAUAUCUACCAUCACUUUCACGCUAAACCCACACGAUGUCCUAAAGGAACCUCAAAUCCUAAUCCAACUAAAUGUGCUUUCAGAAAUGAUAGACCUCUUAUAGACUGUGGGAUCUGCUAUAAGAUGUAUAAAGGAGAGAUGCAGACUGAACCGAAACCUUAUGUGCACUGCAUACAAAAAACAAAGCUCACACAGGACAUGGUUGCAGCGAGAAAAGACCACUGCAGAAACAUGAGUUACAGUAAUGGAUCUCCGUCUCUCCUAGCAUCGGAAAGAAAACAAUAGAGAGGAGACCAGAGGACAUAUAUGCCAUUUAACCACUUAUUAAAACCACGUUUAUGGUUGUCCAUUCUUUGUGAAACCUAAUAAUAAGUCUCUGUAAGACUGCAGAGUUAAAUAUGUGCUGUUUAUUAUGAUGACAUAUAAAAACAUUAUUAGUCUUUUAGUCUGAAUAGAUCCAGUUUUGUUGAAUAUGACUUGUGCUGUAUGUAGCAAUAGACUGAAUUACAUUAUAUUACAUGACCAUAUUACACCAGUGUCUGUCAUUUUAGUGAGUUUAUUGGAAGGCACUUUCUGAGUACAUCAUUUAGUGAUGUGUUUUAUUGUGUAAAUAUUUUGAAACGCAAGAAAUAAGACUGGAUGAUUAAAUAUAACUUUCUGUGCUUUUAUUCUGUCAUGUGCUGAAAUUAGUAUCAAAAUCAAGGACACGCCCCAACAGUCAGUGAAAUGUAUUUAGGCAUUUACAAGAUUCAUAACACAGUAUUAUCACAGUUAUUCAACACGAAUCUGAAUGACAUCUUAAACUCAUAUGUUUGAUAUAAGUCUCUCCCACCAAUGAAUCACAGAUGGACAUUACUGUUUUUAAGUGCACUUUGUUCAAAAUAAAUCUAUAUCAAAAUCA
This is a messenger RNA of Misgurnus anguillicaudatus (oriental weatherfish), 1228 nucleotides long. RefSeq lists its product as uncharacterized. Lineage: Eukaryota; Metazoa; Chordata; Actinopteri; Cypriniformes; Cobitidae. Gene Ontology annotation, biological process: regulation of lipid catabolic process; inflammatory response. Gene Ontology annotation, molecular function: signaling receptor binding. The record is from RefSeq and is a predicted model, not a curated record.